AUGAAAUUUUUGAUAUGUGUUCCGAAUACUGCGUCACAAGACUACAGCAACAAGCAUACAUUGCACUUCAUUCAUUUAAACAAACAUAUUGGUCAGCAUUAUUUGAGAUGCAAAAGCAGCUUAUGUGACCAAUCGAGGUUAACCUGUCAGAUGGCCUGUCAGAUGGUUGAUACCCGCGAUUUCAUUAAAUCAUGUUUUUGCGCGCAAUUGCGCGCAAAAACUGCCAGAUAA
Messenger RNA from Chondrus crispus (carragheen), 231 nucleotides. RefSeq lists its product as hypothetical. Bases 1 to 231 code for a protein of 76 amino acids. NCBI's taxonomy places the organism in Eukaryota, Rhodophyta, Florideophyceae, Gigartinales, Gigartinaceae. The record is from RefSeq and is a predicted model, not a curated record. The transcript has a single exon.